Messenger RNA from Rhipicephalus microplus (southern cattle tick), 781 nucleotides. Its product is annotated as male-specific histamine-binding salivary protein. Lineage: Eukaryota; Metazoa; Arthropoda; Arachnida; Ixodida; Ixodidae. Gene Ontology annotation, molecular function: amine binding. Gene Ontology annotation, biological process: symbiont-mediated perturbation of host defenses. The record is from RefSeq and is a predicted model, not a curated record.
GAUCUGCUUUUAUUUGUGUUACAUCGAUUCAGCGUUCGCGCACGCGGCCUCCUUUGUUGCCGCAAGUGUUGCGGUGUGUUCCGUAGCCGCCGUGAUUGUCCUCAGGUUUGCGGAAUUAUUCGACGUCGGUAAGCGAAAGCAAGGGUCCACCAGGAACAAUCACUAAUCAGUGUCAUUACACCAAUGGAAGGAAUUAGAAUAUUGGUGCUGUGGGCACUGAUUUUGCCCGCUGCUGUUUGCCUCAGCAAAGAACCAUGUCUAGAACGAAGGCCAUACCUUGCUGAGCAUCAAGAUGCAUGGAAGCUGCUGAAUGUACCAGGGAGAUAUCACCUGUUCAUGAGAUCCUACGAAAAGGAGCCAUUCUACAAAAACAAGAAGUGUGUUUUCAACGAGCUCGUCUCUGUAAACGCAGAAGAGCAGUACACCGUGAAUCUUAUCGGGGCCACAGAUCCCACCGACGGGUCGCGGAGCAACCAAACGGCUUAUGCCUGGGUACGAGCAUCGAAAGGCUACCCUGUUCCAAACGUGAUCCAGUCAUCACUCACGCUUGACAGGAAGAAAAUCGUAGAGUUCCCAGUUGCAUUCACCGAGUACGACAACUGUGAAAUCCUGAGAGUGCCACAUAGAAAAAAUGGAUGUGAACUGUGGGUGAAACAAGGUCAAGAGAAUAAGAUUGAGCCCCUUUGCUUCUUUGUAUUUCGUUUGCUGUGUGGGCCGUCAAAGUACGUUGUAUACGACCCCGACUAUUGUAAUGGGAAAUAAAUGUCCUUGCUUACAAAUA